This is a messenger RNA of Gossypium arboreum, 1748 nucleotides long. RefSeq names its product deSI-like protein At4g17486. Gene Ontology annotation, molecular function: deubiquitinase activity. The coding region runs from base 332 to 1072 and encodes 246 amino acids. The record is from RefSeq and is a predicted model, not a curated record. Lineage: Eukaryota; Viridiplantae; Streptophyta; Magnoliopsida; Malvales; Malvaceae. The transcript is spliced from 4 exons. Gene Ontology annotation, biological process: protein deubiquitination.
CUUUACUAGAAAUUUAAUUUUAUACGUGUUUCUCUUAAUUUAUAGAUUUUCAGCUUUCAAAGAAAUGUAAAGGACAAAUAGUUUCUGUAAACUGCAACUCCAGCUUUGGUUUUUGUCAGAAGAAACAAAAGAAACAGCAGAGCCAAAUGUGUGGGUUUCAGCCUUUCAGUUCGCAGCACACCCCCUCGUCUCUUUACUCUGACUCCUCACGAUACCUUUUCCCUGCAUUUUGGCCAACCUUUCCUUGUGGUGUUCUCAAUCAUGGAUCUCUUCUCUUGACACUUCUCUCCACUGAGGUUGGAGCUAAGUAUUGAUUUGUUCUUCAGUAUCAAUGAAAUUGCAACCAAAACAUGGUUGGCACACUAUUAUGCCUCUUCGACGCCGAGGCAAUUCCGGUACUCAAUUUUGUAUGUUUCCGAAAGCAAAGUCGGCAGGCUGUAGUCCUGGCAAUGCUCCUGUCUACCUUAAUGUGUAUGACUUAACAAAUGUCAAUGGUUAUGUCUAUUGGGCAGGUCUUGGUAUCUUUCACACUGGGGUUGAAGUUCAAGGUGUAGAGUAUGCCUUUGGAGCUCAUGACUACCCAACUAGUGGUGUAUUUGAGGUUGAACCUCGACAGUGCCCCGGCUUCAAGUUUAGGAAAUCAAUUUUCAUGGGAACAACAUGCUUGGAUCCUGUCCAGCUGAGAGAAUUUGUGGAACACCAAUCUGCAAGUUACAAUGGUGACUCGUAUAACUUGAUUUAUAAGAACUGCAACCAUUUCUGUGAAGAUAUAUGUUACAAGCUGACAGGGAACCAUAUACCAAAGUGGGUGAAUCGACUUGCAAGAAUCGGUUCAUUGUGCAACUGCAUUCUUCCUGAGGCUCUUAAAGCGUCUGCAGUGCGCCACGACCCCAACUUCCGACCUGACAGUGAAAAGAAGAGGCUAAGAAGUGCUUUCAGUUGCUUAUCCUCAAUCUCAAUGCCUCAAAAGGAAGUGUCAAUGUCUUCCCUCUUUUUGCACUCUCAUUAUAAAGGCUGUCUACCGCCAUGGGAGUUAAAGAGAUCAAAAAGUAGCUCAUUGAAACAACAGUGAGUAACGCUAUUAUUGAAGCACUGGUGUCACUUGAAGGGGCAAAAUCUGUACAAGUUUUUUCUUUUUGAAUGUCAGCAAUGGAGUUUUUCUUUUUAUAUUUUAAUGACUCUGUUCUACUAACCGCAGCUUGGGAAGUUGAUUGGUUGUUGAUGUUAAUGUAAUACUGUCUGAUUGAUUCCGGUGUUCCGUAUUUUCCCUUGCUUUUAGGUGUUUUUACAGUUUCAUCAUUCAUUGUGUUUUACAAAACCUGAAAUUAAAAAACAUAUAUAUAUUCUUAUAAUUAGAUUUAAAUAAGAUAUUAGUUUUAUUAUUAAUAUGGGCUGUACCAGCUUUGUCCUGGCUCCAGCCAUCUCAAGCUUAUAAGACUGGACACGUAGCCUGAUGCAAAGAGUGGUCUAUUAAAUAUCCAGCCCAAUAGAUUGUGUAGGUAGCUCGGGUCUUGAGCAAAUCUAUGUCUCAUGCGUCUUAAGUGUAGGUCCUUGUGACGAUGGAAGAAAAUUUAUUGGGCUUUCUUUUCUUUCUUUCUUUUUAUUUUUUAUUUUAUCAUCAUGAUUUUGUAUAGAUUGAUUUGCAAAACUAUUUAUUUGCUAGUUACCGACUAUGAGAUUGUAACGGAGAACUGGGAAACAGAUAAACGCAGGGGACGAGCAUCUUCCACUUUGUUUUCCGCACGAAA